Molecule: messenger RNA, 3729 nt
Organism: Anguilla rostrata (American eel)
Lineage: Eukaryota; Metazoa; Chordata; Actinopteri; Anguilliformes; Anguillidae
Exons: 9
Coding region: 341-2392 (683 amino acids)
Source: RefSeq, a predicted model, not a curated record
GUUAACUUAGCUAAGCCUGGCGUCUUGUCGGCUGUUUGCCAGCCUGCUAGCUGCCUGUCUAGUAGUUGUCAGUCGUUUCUCUAGCGUUAGCUUACAUAGCCAGCUAAACAACUCACUCAGGCUUUUGUUGACUGUUGGAGUCUUUCAGAACCAAGCACUGCCAUUCUUGAAAAAAAUUUGUCCAGUCUGAGCUAACUUCAUUUGUCAACAAACAAACCACAGACGUAAAACGGUUCUGUUUGAGAAGACUCUCCACUGUCUUGAGUCUGUGGGGUUGGGGGUCACAACAAGAGCAGGACCAGGGGUCACGCUGGCAAGCGGAGGAUCAGGCGAGCUUGAGAUGGACAUCCACCUGUCCGUGAGCUUCCUGCGGGCGCAGCUGGGCGGGGCCAUCGAGGAGGCCGUACGCACCGCGGUGGAGACGGUCCUGUGCGAGACGGUCCGCCUGCUGGGGGGUCAGCUCGGCGAGCUCCAGGGGGCCGGGCCCGAGAAGGCCCAGGACGUCCCGAGCCUGAAGCUGCGUCUGGAGGCCAGCGGGGGCGACUGGAGGGUGCAGCCGGGCGGGGGUGGGGCCGGGGGCGGGGCCGGGAUUGGCGAGAUGGACGCGGGGCUCAGCAAGAGGACCGUCAAGGGCCCGCUGAGCCGGAAUGGCGGCGGCUCUCAGAAGCUCCUGAACAACGGCGACGUGCCCGAGCCCCCCGUGCUGGUGGAGCAGGGCGACUGCGCGGGCUUUCCCGACCCCUUCGACAUGGUCUCCGGGGGGCCCGGCGUGGAGGACUUUGAGGAGGGCCACGACAUGGGGCUGCCCACGGACUGGGAGCUGAUGAACAGGGUGUACAAAGCGGAGCACAGCGAGGGCAUAUCCCUCAUAGACGAGGGCGGGACCGCGCACUAUGCGGACGAGUACCUGCUGCACGGGCGGGACCUGCGCAUCAUCACCGUGCCGCUGGAGGAGGAGAUGUCCGAGCUGGACGCCGCCGAGCCCGAGGACCAGCUGCCCCGCUUCAGCCCCGCCGAGGUGAAGAAGGAGCUGCCCGAGGCGCAGGCCUCCUCCGCGGCCGAGGACGCCUCGGCCGUCCCCCUCUCCUACGAGCCCCCGGGCGGGGACUCGGGCGAGGCGGGCCCCCAGGUGGAGUUCGGGCCCAAGGACUACGUGGAGGAGCUGAGGCUGUGGCUGGAGCGCCUGUGCCCCGAGGUGAUCCGCGAAUACGAGCGCGACGGCUGCCUCUGCGAGCUGUCCCGCCGCAAGCUCAUCAAGUUCGCCGUGUCCUUCAUCAUGGAGGAGUUCGGAUUCUAUCCCACGUCCGCCCAGAAGACCAUGCUGGCCGAGCACAUCGUCAAGCUGUUCCCCGCCCUCCGGCUGUGCGUGCCUUCGGCUGGGAUCGACGGCAUCGAGCACCUGUAUGACCCCAUGUCGCGGACGGGCUACAUCGAGACGCGGCUGAGGAACUUCCGGCGGACGCUGGAGGCCGACAAGAAGAAGUACGUGCUGAAGCGGAGGCGGGCGGAGCUGGGCCUGGCCGAGCCCAAGGCCCGGGCGGGGCCGGGGGAGGGGCAGGGGGCGGAGGAGACGCGCAAGUGGGUGUCGCUCCUGAAGAAGACGCGCCCCCUCAGCAAGAACCUGCCCACCAUCCGCAGCGGCAUGGAGCGCACCUUCGCCGCCCGCAGGAAGUGGAUGAGCAGCAAGCGGCCCAGCGUCAACGCCGUGCUCGCCGAGUACCCGCGCUUCCUGGACGUGCCCUCCACGAUCGACCUGGAGUUCGAGAAGAUGUUCCCGGGGAAGGGGGACACCUUCCUGACGCAGUGGUCGGCGUGCGUGCUCCCCAAGGUGCGCCAGAUCGCCGAGCGGGAGAAGCACCCGGAGAUCGCGGCUCUGCUGCAGCAGGCCGCCUCUCAGCAGGAAGACGCGUGUACCCUGACCAUGCUGAAGGUGCUGAUCCACUUACUGCCUCCCACCAACACUGGCCGGGCGUCCCUUCCCACCAAGUGCAGCAUCAAACACGCUAUCCGCUACCUGGUGGAUAUCGUCCCAAUGGACACCAAGGUGUCGUCGCUGUUCUGCGACCCGGGGCCCCCGGCGGGCCCCGCCCCGAGGGACCAGGCCAAGCCCUACAUCCUGAGCAUGGGGCCCCUGGACACGCCCGGCCGGCAGCUGUACAUCCUGGCCCCCGCCGAGCGCGUGGCCCUGCCCCUGCUGGAGGGCAGCCUGGUCGCCGCCGUGGACAAGCUCUUCAAGUUCCUGCGGGUCUUCGGCCUGGGCUACCCCAUGCAGCUCGGCUCGCUCUACGGCUUCCUGGAGCACCUGUACGGUCUGGAGAAGCCCCACAGUGUCCCCGGUGGCAAGAGGUCCAAAGUGCUGGAACUGGUGUCUAGGCUGCACGCUCUUUCCUGACAGAAAGCCGCCAGCGCGACUUGACCCCGCCCCUCGUGACUUACCAGUCCUCACCCCCCCCCCACCUCUUGUCGCCUUUCUUUGCCUCUUCCUUCCGAAUCAUGUUGCUGGAGGAUGUUUUGUAACAUUGAGUGUAUUGUAGGCACUUGAGAAUAAUGACUUAAUAUAUUCUGCAAGGUUUUCUGUCAGUGUAAUGCAGUAAGCUGCAGAGUUUUCCACUGUUUGCUAGUCUAGAUAGGCCUUUAGGAUACCUUGAAGUGAAACCCUGGUUUGUUUGUUUUUCUUUUUGUUUUUUGUUUUUUAAAUAAGCCUGGUAAUUUUAACUGGUACAGAAAUGAUUGGGUUUGGUCAUUUAGUAACUGAAAGUCAGUUCUGUGAUGCUCUGGAGUGUUAGGCCUCGCCUUGGUUCAUUAUUUGAUCCUGUAUGUUAAAGUAAGAUGUCACUGAGCAGUGGUAUUACAGAUACUUCAUGUAAUGUCUCAGAGGCAUUUAUUUAUUGAACUUCUGUGGAACAGCAGGGACACUAUGCACAAAAUAGCAAAACCAAACAAUAGCACUAUAUGGAAUCCAUAUACAAACAAUGUGCGGUUUAUUUUGUUGUUUUUUUAAAGAAUCAAAAUGUGCCAAUUACAUUGAACUUGAAUGGACAUUUUAUUUUAUUUUGGUUUUAUUUGACUUAAACUUACAACGUUUUCUUACUAACGACAUUACUGACGACAUCGAGCAAAAUAUACUGCCACAUGUAUUUAUUAAUUUGGCAACGUAGCCAUGAAAACUAAAGUGUUACUGUUUAAGUACAUUAAAUUAUUAUUCUUUUUAAAUAUAACAAUCAGUAGUUAAAUAUUACUUGCAACUGUAGCCAUUACAUUUUGGUUUACUGUUUUUGGUACAGUUACAUAUUUAUUGAACUAGCAUUGUUAGUCGGUUUUGUGAAUGUCUACUCCAGUUGUUCUACCUGCAGUUUUAUAAUGCAAUAUUUUAUUUGUUUAUUAAUCAUUGGCAAAGUAUAAUACUGUUGCUGUCAACAUGUUAAACAUAAAUGAAAAAAACUGCUAAAUGCGCAUUUAGUUGUGUAGCUAUGAUAAAUUACUGUUUGUUCAAAUUAUAUUAGUCAUAUUUAGUUUUCAUUUUUGGUCAUAAGUGACUAAAUUCUGAUGGGAACCCAUGAAUACACAUUUAUAAAGUUCUGUGUAUGAACAGGUACUAGAGUUUAACUAUUGUCUAGAGGAACCUUUUGUGGAUUUGGAUUUCUAGAUAUGAAUCCCAUUGUAUUUAUCUAUGGAUGGUUUUGUUUUUAUAAAUGGAAAAAACUCAAUAAAAUGGGGACAUACUGUUCA